Molecule: messenger RNA, 4299 nt
Organism: Anneissia japonica
Lineage: Eukaryota; Metazoa; Echinodermata; Crinoidea; Comatulida; Comatulidae
Product: CTP synthase 2-like
Exons: 15
Coding region: 180-1964 (594 amino acids)
Biological process (GO): pyrimidine nucleobase biosynthetic process; CTP biosynthetic process
Cellular component (GO): cytoplasm; cytoophidium
Molecular function (GO): CTP synthase activity; identical protein binding
Source: RefSeq, a predicted model, not a curated record
GAGGUUGACGCGAGGUAACGGAUUUUCCCGGAAUCCUUUCAUCUACAAAAACAUGUGAGGAGAGCGGAAUGAGCACGAGUAUACUAUAUAGCGCGCGGUGUGUUCGUUUCGCUUUUGUUUCAUUGAAAUUAUAACGGAUUAUUUCAAACAAGGGGAAAGAGCUAGAAGCCACAUAUAUAAUGAAGUACAUUUUAGUGACUGGUGGCGUAAUCAGUGGUAUUGGCAAAGGUAUUAUUGCUAGCAGUGUUGGAACCCUCCUCAAGGCCUGCGGAAUCGGUGUCACUUCAAUCAAAAUAGAUCCAUAUCUGAAUAUUGAUGCAGGGACAUUUUCACCAUAUGAACAUGGUGAAGUGUACGUUCUCGAUGAUGGUGGUGAGGUGGACUUGGAUUUAGGCAACUAUGAAAGGUUCAUGGACGUCACACUCCAUCGGGACAACAACAUAACCACCGGAAAAAUCUACCAGUCCGUCAUAAGUAAAGAACGAAAAGGAGACUACUUAGGCAAGACCGUACAAGUCGUUCCUCAUGUGACAGAUGCAGUUCAGGAGUGGGUCGAGAGAGUUUCAAAAAUCCCUGUUGAUGGAGAUGAUAAAGAACCUGAAGUUUGUAUUAUAGAGCUUGGGGGUACAAUAGGAGACAUCGAAGGAAUGGCUUUCGUGGAAGCUUUUCGCCAAUUUCAGUUCCGCGUUAACCGACAGAAUUUCCUGAACAUCCAUGUGAGUCUGGUUCCGCAGCCAAAAGCUACCGGUGAACAGAAAACAAAACCAACGCAAUCAAGCGUACGUGAGCUCAGGGGGCUUGGACUGUCUCCAGACCUGGUUGUAUGUCGUAGUAGUCUUCCAAUUCAUGAUGCCGUACGAGAGAAAGUGUCUAAUUUCUGCCAUGUUGCCAAUGAACAGGUUAUCUGUGUCCAUGACUGUACCAGUGUUUAUCGAGUUCCACUUCUACUGGCUGAACAAAAUCUGAUCCCAUUCUUCAAAGGCCGGCUUGGACUUGAUCUACCGUUACGUCCCGGACGAUCUUUGUCCAAGUGGAAAGAGCUGGCGGAUAGGUAUGACCGCAACACAAACCCUGUCAAAAUAGCAUUGGUAGGAAAGUAUAUAAAAUUGGAAGAUGCUUACAUUUCGGUCAACAAAGCUCUUAUGCAUUCUGCUUUAGUCUGCAAUUACAGACUUGAGGUGAAGUACGUUGAUUCGGAAGAACUUGAAGAUGAAAUGCGGGAGAAGAACCCAGUCAAAUAUCAUGAAGCGUGGCAAAACUUAUGCGGUAGUGAUGGUGUUCUUGUCCCUGGAGGGUUUGGAGUUAGAGGCAUUGAAGGAAUGGUGAAAGCAGCACAGUGGGCAAGGGUAAAUAAAAAACCCUAUCUAGGUAUAUGCCUGGGACUUCAGGUGGCAGUGAUUGAGUUUGCAAGAAAUGUUCUAGGCAUGAAGAAAGCAAACUCAAGUGAGUUUGUGUCUGAAAAUGAUGAGACUGUGGUUAUAGAAAUGCCAGAACACAACCCAGGAGAUAUGGGCGGCACAAUGCGUCUUGGCAAGCGGAAAACUUUUUUCAAUCAACACAAAUCUGUGACAAGGAAGCUUUAUAAUGAUGUUGAAGUGGUGGAAGAGAGGCACAGGCACAGAUAUGAAGUGGAUCCAAGUAAAGUUGAAGAAUUUGAAGGGAAUGGUUUAAAGUUUGUUGGACGGAGUGAAGAUGGAAAACGAAUGGAAAUUAUGGAAUUAAGUGGUCAUCCAUAUUUCGUAGCUGUCCAGUAUCAUCCGGAGUACCUUUCCCGCCCCCUUAAGCCAUCCCCACCAUAUCUUGGGUUCAUACUAGCGGCGAUUGGCCGACUGACUUCAUUCAUCACAAGUGGAUGUCGUCUUUCACCCAGAAGCUCGUUUAGCGACGGAGAAACCUCAGACACAGAAGAGGAACUCAUGACAUUUCACGUUUCAAAUGCUUUGAGACAAAAUGCAAGUCAUUAACUUGCGUAUAGGUAUUAACUGCGAUUAGCUGACUGAGCUCAUUUGUUGCGAUCGACGGUGACACCUCAGACACGAAAAAGGAACUGAUGAUGUUUUGUAUGCUUUGAGACAAUUGCAAGUCAUUAACUUAUUUACGUACUUCCCAUGAUAGAUAUUCCAUAUUAUACCAAGAACACACACUAUGUUGGUAAUAGUACAUUUAGAAUCAACAUUGCCAGUAUUUGUAUAUAGUUCUUCCAUAUUUAAAUAUUUCUGUUAAAAUAUUGGUGGUGGUAAAAAAAUGUUACAAGAUAAUUUAAUGUUAUAUAAGUUCAUAGGUAUUGUGAUGUAUCACAGCAUCUUUGUGACGGUGCCUGUUCCAGAUAAUUGGUGCCUAUUUUGCCAUAGUGCAUUAUUUUUACUUUUUACCCACAAAUUCUAUUUUGUUUAAAAUUAAGGACUUGUGUAAACAGACCAAACUUAGUACAAGAUACCAGUAUGCUUAUUUUGAAGUAAAAGAAAUAUAACUUACAAAUGGCAUGUGAUGGUGCCUGUUCCAGAUAAUUGGUGCUUAUCUUUGCCAAAAUUAUAUGUAGCCAUGGAUAGUGACUUUUUCCCACAAAUUCUAUUUUGUUUAUAUCAAGGACUUGUGUAAACAGACCAAACUUAGUACAAGAUACCAGUUUAAAAAUUGCAGGAUAACAGUAUGCUCAUUUUGAAGUUCACAACAGUAAAAGAAAUAUAACUUACAAAUGGCAUGUGAUGGUGCCUCUUCCAGAUAAUUGGUGCUUAUCUUUGCCAAAUUAUAUGUAGCCAUAGUGCUACAUCAGUAUUCUCAUUUUGAAGUUGAAGUAAAGAAAAAAUGGUUAAUUAUUUUUAAGCUGCCUGUUAAGCACAAUGUGCGUGGGUGAUGUGGGUGAUUCAGGUAUGCAAGGUUAGGAUGUGCCAAUCCUGUAGCUCCACUAAGAAUGGUGAGAAAAUGGUUUUAUUUUGUAUCUUCAUUUUGAAGUAAAGAAAUGGUAAAUAAUUUUUUAAGGUGAACAUAAUGUAUUAAUACGCAAGGCUGAGAAGUACAAUGUCUAGUAAUAAAACCAAGGACGCUGACGAAUAAAGAUUUAAAAAGAAUUCACGAGAAAGAUGAUUUUUGUUUUCAUAAAAUAAUGUUCACUUUAGCACAGAUUUAAAUGCCAAACUUGGCAUAUAAAGGGGAUGAUGCUUUUAGAACACCCAUUUGCCUUAGGUUGCACACAAGGGACAUUGCCAAAGUUUUUACAGAUUAAAUAUAACACAGGAUAAAUAUAAAGCCAUAUGAAAUAUUUUAUUAUCCUAACCAGUGGUAAAGUGAUGUAAAGAUGCAUACGUAUUGAUAAGUAUUGAUCUAACGAACAUGCUAAUAAUGCUAGUAAAUUAUCUGGAAAUGAUUGUGCAUUCCAUAGGUUGUGGAACAGUGUUUUAUAGCGAGGGUAUGCAAUAUUAAAAGAUUAAUAAUAAUAUCCAGGCUUUUGUCAGUACGUUCUCUCUAACCAUUGAAAUUAACAGAGAACAUCAUUUUUAAUCAUUCUGGUCAGACAUAGUAAAGUAGCAUGGUCUCGGUAAGCAUGGGACAUGCUCAAAUAAGCAAGCAUUAAAGUAGUGGAAAGUAAUGCUACCAAUUUAUCUGGGUAUGAAUGUGGUCAACCAAGAUUAUGACAAAAUUUAUGGGGAUGGGGUGUCUACACUAUCAAUUUUAUGUGACAAAAAAAUGUGAUGUUUCCAUAUAUGGGUACGAUGACAUAUCACAUAUCAAAUUGUAUCAAAAAAAAGUUGAACAUGUUUAACUCUUAUGUUCCAUCACAUUUUAUGUGAAGGUUUUUUUCAUGAAAUUUGGUAUAAUGUUUAAGUGUAUUUUUUUUAUGUGGCCGGAACUGGGUACUGUACAAUUUGAUAAUUUAAUAAUAAUAUUAAGUAUAGCUCUGAAAUAAUUAUUGCACUACCAAAGUAAGAUUAUAGUUGUCUACAUUGGUGUGAGGGUUGUGCAUGUCCUGAAAAAAGCUUACACCACCCCUGCGGUUCCCACCAGAAAUGUACAGAGCAUUAAAAUUAAUGUUGUAGUUGAUAAUCACCUCCUAACACUACCUCCCUUAUUCAUCUCACUACCUCCCUUAUUCAUCUAGCUUCCAUCAGCCCAACCAUGUUAAUACUCUAGAUGAAUGCUGUAGAUACACUAAUGAGUAGGACAAAUAUACAAGGUUGCUUUGCUGGUCAGUUAUUUAUCUGCUGUACUUCCAAAAUGUACUUAUUCAUAUUAAAAAUGUAUCAUAUAUUGACGUUCCUCAGUUGACAAAAAAAAAAUAAAUAAAUUGUAGUAUAAAAAAUU